CUAAGCUUUAUUCUUCUUCUUUCUCUCUUCUCUUCUUCUCUUCUUCUCUUUCUCUGCUAUCCGACUUUUCUCUGCUAUUUCUCUGCAUUAAUUCACGACUUUCAUCACACCGAGUUACACACUGAAGCAGAAGUGCAGUUUACAGAUCCAUCAACACUCGGUGCAAUCUCUUCCAUGGAUUUAGAUUUUGAAUAUCACGAAGAAUACAGAAGAAACUCAAGGGGAGUGCAACUUUUCACCUGUAAAUGGUUACCUUCAUCUUCUCCCAUGGGUCUGGUUUUCCUUUGCCAUGGUUAUGGCAUGGAGUGCAGUGGCUUCAUGAGAGAAUGUGGUGUAAGACUAGCGUGUGCUAAAUAUGCCGUGUACGGUAUCGAUUAUGAAGGGCAUGGACGUUCUGAAGGUGCUCGUUGUUACAUAAAGAAGUUCGAUAACAUCGUUAAUGAUUGUUAUGACUUUUUCAAGUCUGUCGGCGAGCUCCAAGAGUAUAAGGGGAAGGCUAGGUUCUUGUAUGGAGAGUCCAUGGGAGGGGCAGUGAGCCUACUUUUGCACAGAAAGGACCCUUCAUUCUGGGACGGUGCAGUUCUUGUUGCGCCCAUGUGUAAGAUAUCAGAGAAAGUGAAGCCACACCCGGUGGUGAUCAACUUAUUGACUAAAGUGGAAGAUAUAAUCCCAAAGUGGAAAAUAGUUCCCACUAAGGAUGUCAUCAAUGCAGCCUUCAAAGACCCUGCUAAAAGAAAGAGGAUAAGGAAAAACAAGUUGAUAUACCAGGACAAGCCCAGGCUGAAAACAGCACUGGAAAUGUUAAGAACCAGCAUGAGCCUAGAAGACAGCUUAUAUAAGGUGACCCUGCCUUUUUUUGUACUGCAUGGAGAAGCAGAUACAGUGACCGACCCAGAAAUAAGCAGGGAACUAUAUGAGAGGGCAAGUAGCAAAGAUAAGACCAUAAAAUUGUACCCAGGAAUGUGGCAUGGCUUAACAUCAGGGGAGACGGAUGAGAACAUCGAAAAAGUUUUUGAAGACAUUAUAAUGUGGCUAGAUAAGCACACGGGCAAUCCAACUCAUGCUUCUACACAACAAAUUGAGACUUAUAAGUAUGACAUCGAGAGAUUGACUACAGUUACAUCGUCAGCAAAGUUUGUAAAGCAAGAAAACGGGCGAAGAAGCUAUCUCUGUGGCUUGAAAGGAAACCGCUUGUUAUACCACUCAGCAAUUUAGAUUGCAGUCCUAAUAUGGUAGGAGUUAGGACCUGUGACCAUGUGGCAUAUUUUCCCCAUGUUUGCCUAAUUAAUAGGAGUCUAACUUGUUUCCAAAAGUAAAGCGAUUUGAG
Messenger RNA from Vigna umbellata (rice bean), 1327 nucleotides. Its product is annotated as caffeoylshikimate esterase-like. NCBI's taxonomy places the organism in Eukaryota, Viridiplantae, Streptophyta, Magnoliopsida, Fabales, Fabaceae. The record is from RefSeq and is a predicted model, not a curated record.